This is a messenger RNA of Gamsiella multidivaricata, 636 nucleotides long. RefSeq names its product small GTPase. Gene Ontology annotation, cellular component: recycling endosome. Gene Ontology annotation, molecular function: GTPase activity; GTP binding. The coding region runs from base 1 to 636 and encodes 211 amino acids. NCBI's taxonomy places the organism in Eukaryota, Fungi, Mortierellomycota, Mortierellomycetes, Mortierellales, Mortierellaceae. The transcript has 4 exons. Gene Ontology annotation, biological process: exocytosis. The record is from RefSeq and is a predicted model, not a curated record.
AUGAGCAAAGACGACGAAUACGAUUAUCUCUUCAAAGUUGUGCUGAUCGGAGACUCUGGGGUUGGAAAAUCCAACCUGGUGUCGCGUUUCACGAGGAACGAGUUCAACCUCGAAUCCAAGUCGACGAUUGGAGUCGAGUUCACAACCAGAAGCAUCCAGGUCGAUGCAAAAACUAUCAAGGCACAAAUCUGGGACACUGCUGGACAGGAGCGUUAUCGUGCCAUUACUUCGGCUUACUACCGUGGUGCCGUCGGCGCAUUGUUGGUCUACGAUAUUGCCAAGCAUGCCACGUAUGAGAACGUCGGUCGCUGGCUCAAAGAGCUCCGUGACCACGCCGAUACCAACAUUGUGAUCAUGCUUGUCGGAAACAAGAGUGAUUUGCGACAUCUGCGCGCGGUCCCCACAGACGAAGCCAAGCAAUUUGCCGCUGAGAAUGGCCUGUCCUUUAUUGAGACCUCGGCCUUAGAUUCCAGCAAUGUUGAGCUCUCCUUCCAGCGCAUCUUGACAGAAAUCUACCGCAUUGUGUCAAACAAGGCACUGGAGAACUCUGGAGACGUUAUUAGACCCACUGGAGGCGAGACCAUCAAUGUCACUCCAAAUUCCAGCGAUGCGAAUGCUGCUGGAGGGUGCUGUUAA